AUGGAAGCUCCUCCCACUCUAAACGAUCAAGUAGUGCAACUCGUCUUUGGUUUGGCCAACCUCAAAGUGGACAUUCCCAUUGUCAAUUUCUCAUUGCCCGUGCUGGAUGUCUUGUUUGCCAUCCUCAUCAAUUACUCUUAUCGAUCAGCAUUAGGCGUCUCACAUAAUCAGGUAGGCUGGUAUCAAGGUUUGUUGGCUACACUCGUCAUGGCCACUGGUGGUGGAUGUACUGUGGCCGUGUUGAGAGGCGAGCCUAUUGGUAUCUUGAAGAGCAAUGAGUUCUGGGGCAUCCACUGUACUACCUAUCUUGCCAUGUUCUCAAACCCUUACGUCUAUCAGGUGGUCGAUUUCCUCUUUUCCAUCCCAGUGGUCGAGCAUGUGUUUACAUUGUCCGAUAGUAUCUUGCGUGCUUUGGCCAUGAUCCAAGUCGGUGUCGAAGGAGUGAGUGCCAAUCCAGCUUUAGGUGCUGAUAAAUUUGUAGCAAAGGUAUUGUGUGGUACGCUGGCUGGCUGCGGUGGUGGUCUCUGGAUAGAUGCUUUCCGCUUGAAUCAGCCCAAUUGGUCAUUCUCUACACCUCGCCUUUUGCACGUUGCCUCUGUGGACAUGAAGGUCUCUUUCCUCACCUCUCUCUUCUACGUAUUUGCCACUACACCCGCCUUCUGUGAAUACUUGAGUCUUCCCAUCAUCAAGCCCAUGGAAGCCCAAGCAUGGAGCGCUGUGUUUUUAACAGCUGGAUUAGUGUAUGGUUCGUAUUCCAACAAAUGGGCUAAGCAGAGCAAGGCAAUUGAGGAGAUCAACGAUAAGAUGGCAGAGGACAAGAAAUCAGAGUAG
Messenger RNA from Mucor velutinosus, 831 nucleotides. RefSeq lists its product as uncharacterized. Lineage: Eukaryota; Fungi; Mucoromycota; Mucoromycetes; Mucorales; Mucoraceae. The transcript has 3 exons. The record is from RefSeq and is a predicted model, not a curated record. Bases 1 to 831 code for a protein of 276 amino acids.